AUGUCUGGAAUGCCAAAUGUUGUUGGGGCAGUUGAUGGAACUUUGAUUCCAAUAAUAAGACCAAGUGAGGAUGAACAGAUAUUUGUGUGCAGAAAAAAUUACCACAGCUUAAAUGUGCAAGCCAUUUGUGAUGCCAAGAUGAAAUUUACCAAUGUAGUUGCAAAAUGGCCUGGAAACACACAUGACAGCUUCAUAAUGCAGAAUUGCUCUUUAAGUGAAAAAUUCGAGAACAAGCAGAUAGACGGCUGGCUUUUGGGUGAUUCAGGGUAUCCCCUGAAACCAUGGCUGUUGACACCCUUCUUAAAUCCAUCAUCAAAUGGAGAAGAAAAAUACAACAGAUGUCAUAAAAGUACCAGGAAUGUAAUUGAGAGAGCCUUUGGACUUCUGAAAUCCAGGUUCAGGUGCUUACACAAAACCACAGGAUGCCUACACUUCAUCCCAAAAAAGUGUACCAACAUUGUUGUAGCAUGCUUCAUACUUCACAACAUUUGCAUAGACAAGUCUAUUCCACAGCUGGAUGAACUACUGGAAGAUGACAAUCACGAGAAUGACCAUGAGCAACCAGAGGUUUUCAAUGUUUUCCGUGAUGGUUUUAACACACGUGCCUCCCUUGUGAGACAAAGGUUCAACUGA
Mytilus trossulus (common blue mussel) is the source of this 633-nucleotide messenger RNA. Its product is annotated as putative nuclease HARBI1. The transcript is spliced from 3 exons. NCBI's taxonomy places the organism in Eukaryota, Metazoa, Mollusca, Bivalvia, Mytilida, Mytilidae. Bases 1 to 633 code for a protein of 210 amino acids. The record is from RefSeq and is a predicted model, not a curated record.